GGAACGUGAACCGGUUUUCAACAACCCCCUCUUUUAAUUCCCAUCCUUCUUCCAAAGUUUUCUCACAAGUUAUACAUACGGAGAUACAGUUUACUUGAAGAGAAGAAGAAGAAGAAAUGAGGGAAGUGAUAGAAAUGGAAGAAACAGAGGUCAAAAGAGCAAACAUUGAUCACCAGAAGCCAAGUGUUUGUGUUCUAGAUUCAUCUUCCUAUGUGGGGUUUUCUAUUCUGAAGGGACUUCUAAGUAGAGGUUACAAAGUCCAUGCUGCUAUCCAGAACAAUGGAGAGACAGAGAUAGUGAGGAAAAUUCGGGAGCUGGAGAGGAUGGAAGAGAGACUGGUGGUGUUUGUUGUAGAUGUUCUGGAUUACCAAAGCAUCGUUGGAGCUCUGAAGGGUUGCUCUGCUUUGUUCUGCUCUUUGGAUAGUUCAGAUGGGUAUGAUGACAAAAUGGUGGAUUUGGAGGUGAGAGGAGCAAUCAAUGUGGUGGAGGCAUGUGCACAAACAGAGACUAUAGAGAAGAUAGUAUUCAGUUCUUCCUUGGCUUCCUCAAUUUGGAGGGAGAAUAUAUCUGUUGAGAAGGAUAUAGAUGAGAAGUCAUGGAGUGAUCCAGAGUUCUGCAGAAGACAGAAGUUGUGGUAUGCACUUGCAAAGACACUCUCUGAGCAGGCUGCUUGGGCCCUAGCCAUGGACAGGAUGUUGAGCAUGGUCUCUGUCAAUGCAGGUCUAGUUCUUGGGCCUAGUGUUGCUCAACAAAACCCUCGGCCCACAAUGUCCUAUCUAAAAGGAGCUGCCGAAAUGUAUGAAAAUGGAGUAUUAGCCUUUGUGGAUGUGGACUUUCUUGUCGAUGUCCAUAUUCGAACUUACGAAGAUAAAUCGACAUGCGGGCGAUACAUUUGCUUCAGUCAGAUCAUCAACACAGAUGAAGAAGCUAUAAAGCUAGCAGAGGCCUUGAGCCCUUUGAUCUCAUUACCACCAGGGUAUCAAUGCCAAGCCAGUGUGGCUUAUGCAGACAAAUUGAGAAAGACAAAACUGAACAAGUUGGUUGAGAGCGCUGCAUACUAAUAAUAUGCACUAGUUGUGUGCUGUUUCUCCCUAUAAUUCUUAGUCGUUGCGAUUAUUUAUGACUACUGUAUUGUUGUUUUAAUAUGAAACCAGAGGUUGGGAUUUUAGUAUCAAGGUUGUCAACUUGUCAUAUUCAUUCGUUCAUACUAUAAAGAAAGAAGAAAACGAGUGCACACAGUUAAUAGA
Messenger RNA from Nelumbo nucifera (sacred lotus), 1247 nucleotides. Its product is annotated as cinnamoyl-CoA reductase-like SNL6. Gene Ontology annotation, molecular function: oxidoreductase activity, acting on the CH-OH group of donors, NAD or NADP as acceptor. Lineage: Eukaryota; Viridiplantae; Streptophyta; Magnoliopsida; Proteales; Nelumbonaceae. The record is from RefSeq and is a predicted model, not a curated record.